GCACCUUCCGUGCCACCAACAGCAAGUGAACUGCGCAAGCGUUCAGCAGCCACGCCAGGAUAGACGUGAACCGUCUCGAAACUGUGUUCGCCUCUUGACGCAUCGGACAUUUGCCAAUGUAAUACUGUUUUCACGCGCCAAAUUCCUUGAGGCGCCUGCCACUUCUGAUAUUCUUUCCUAAUCACGGCUGUACGCCACUUUUUUGCGCGUUCAGUCGCUGUCCAGCUCCCUAGCCCACUGAGGUCCCAAUGCCUAUCGCACCCCGUCGUCGGCAACGGUCAUUCAUUCAUUCAUUCAUGCAACUUUAACCGCGUCCUUCGAAACUCAAGUUAGUCCAAGUCGUGCGACAUUCGCGAUAGAUAUGCGACAAGGCGACCACCAACGAAGAGCGUGCGCAUCGACGAGCUUGCCCUGGCCGCAACUGACCAAACUUGCCCAUACCUCCCACCAAGACCCAUUCUCCACCACCUAGACCAAGCACACCUGGCGACAUGGCCAACGCCCAGGCAGCUCAAGACGAGCUCCAACAAAGUGUUAUCCUCUCGGAAGAGGACGCCGAGUACGAGGAAGACGAUGCGCCUGACGCCAUGGAUGUCGACGCUCCCUCAGCCGGCGAACCUGUCACGAAGAUCAAAGUAGAGCUCUCGGACCACGCCCCCAAGGCGCAAAUCCUCCCACAACAAGAAUAUGAAGAGGAUGACGCAGAGGGCGAGAGCAUAGAUGAGACUCAACAAGUCCACGCAGAUCAGGUGCCAGAUAUUGAGCCUGGAGAUGCAGAUGAAGACCCAGAUGCAGAAGGGGAACCAAGUGAGAACAAUGACCAACGUCACGCUGAUGAUGGCAGCGAAAGCCAGAACGGAAGCGACCAUGACGAAGAUGCUGGGUUUGAUGAAGAUGCCGAAGGUGAAGAUGACGAUAUGAUGCAACCGGAUCCAAAUGCCGUCCUCAGCGGCGAUGACGAGGACGAGGAUGAGGAGGACGAAGCCGAAGGUGUUGGUGCUGUCAAAAUCAAGCCUGGUGAAACCGAUGAGGACGAGAGUGAGGUUGAGGAGGAUGCGAGCUUUGCCUCUGGCGGCAGUGAUCAAGAAUCUGUCGACGAAUGGGAAGCUGAAGCUGAAAUUGAGGAGGAUGACGAAGAGGAAGAGUCAGAAGUUGAAGCGACUAACCUUUGUAUGUUCUGUAAGAAAGACGAAGAGAACGAUCCCGGCGAAGACUUCGAGUCGUUCCUUGCGUGCAAAGGUUGUGGUGAACAUGCUCAUCAGCAAUGUGCUCACGAUGCGGAUGCAUACGACGAUAAGUCCAGAAGCGCCGGCUGGAAAUGUCCUGAAUGCAACGGCGGAUCUUCUGAAUCAGAGUCUGAAGCUGGUUCGUUACCUGACAACGCAGAGCCGAAUAGGGAGGCCCAACCAGACGAGGUGUCACCAGCAGCUUCUCGACGCUCGACAGCGUCCAAGAUUGCCCGCGAGCUACUUCCCACAAGACUGAACGGACCCGACUCUCAUUCAGUAUUCAGCCAACUUGUCAUCGAUGAGGAUCCUAUGGAUGGUUCUAGGGUAUUGCGAAAACGCAAAACUUCGUCCGCUGAUGUGGAGGCCGACGCUCACGACAAUCCUGAAGAAACUAUGUCUCUUCGAAAACGCCAAAAGAACACGUCGGACGAGUCUAAUGACGAUGCGAACGAAGAUUCUGCCAACAGCACCGAUGAAGAUACCAGACCCCGGUCAUCACGUUCGCUCAGACUCAAGAUUUCGAAUUCAACUGGUCGAUGCACCGUAUUGAAGCAGUCCCGAAAUGUGCUUUUGCUGAGGAUGCGAGUCGCUCCUGCGGAACUUCAGCAAAUUCUCUCAAAGGAACCACAACCGCGCAAACGUUCUGGCCGCUCUGGUCGAUCCGCCCGCUCAAUUGCGAGAACAAACGCUGCAGCCACAGAGCCGCCAAUGCCAUCACUGAUGCCCUCCAGCUACACUCAGCCAUUUUAUUCAUUUUAUGAUAAGGAAACGGAUGAGUUGAAGGGAAAGCCUUACGGAGGUAUUCUUACCGAACCCGAAGCCGACACGUCCAAAACUCUGCCCACGAAAGACGAUAGGAGGCGAUUUGACGAGGCAAAGCAAAAGGCCGACGAAGAGUGGCGCGCGCGCAUCCUGGCAAUGCAAGCCGAAAUGGAGGCUGUCCCGAUCAAGAAGUCCAGGAAACCCUCCAGUGGACCCGCAAGUCAAAUCGAGUGUAUCGAGUUCGGCGGCUGGGAAAUCGACACUUGGUACGCUGCACCAUAUCCAGAGGAAUACAGCCGUAAUCGUGUGCUGUAUAUAUGUGAGUUCUGUUUGAAGUACAUGAACUCCGACUACGUAGCAUGGAGGCAUAAGCUCAAAUGCCCUGCCAAGCACCCACCAGGCGAUGAGAUCUACCGACAAGGGUCUGUCUCCUUUUUCGAGGUCGACGGCAGGAAGAACCCGGUUUAUUGUCAAAAUCUAUGUCUGCUCGCCAAACUCUUUCUCGGGUCCAAGACACUCUACUAUGAUGUCGAGCCAUUUCUUUUCUACGUCUUGUGCGAGUACGACGACAUGGGUUAUCACUUCGUCGGCUACUUUUCAAAAGAGAAGCGUGCCAGCAGCCAAAACAACGUCAGCUGUAUCCUCACCCUCCCAAUCCACCAGCGAAAAGGAUACGGCAACCUCUUGAUUGAUUUCUCCUACCUUCUUACUCGGGCGGAAGAGAAGACGGGUUCGCCGGAGAAGCCAUUGUCAGACAUGGGUCUGGUGUCUUACCGCAAUUACUGGAGGUUGAUAAUGUGCAAGUACCUUUUGGAGCACAUGCCUGAGGAGAGACAUACUGGGAAGGGCUUGAGUAUAAGGCAAAUCUCCGACGAUACGGGCAUGAUGCCGGACGAUGUCAUAUCUGCCCUUGAAGGAUUGCGCUGUCUGGUCCGGGAUCCGCAGACAAAACUUUACGCCUUCCGAGUAGAUCUUCCAUUUUGCCGCGAAUACGUAGCCAAGUGGGAAGCGAAGAAUUAUGUAAAGCUCAACGACAAGGCCUUGACCUGGACACCCUAUGUCAUGGGUCGCAGUAACGCUACGAACUUUGAGUUGGGACCGGCGAUUACUGCGAUUGCCCCCCGAGAGGAAGACGAGGAGGAAAACAAGGCGGUCCAAAUACUUGCCAAAAGCGGGAUCGCCGCUGGGGAUUUUGCGGUUCCAGAGGAAAGCAUUCUCAAGCCUAUAGCACCGGUCGAAUCAACAGUGCUCGAAUCAACGGAACCCAAUGACAUUGUCAUUGAUGAGCCAAUGGAAGAUAUCAAGCCAGACGACGUGGACAAGGAGAACAAUCACAUGCAGAUUGAGGUACGAUCACACCAGUCUGCUGCAGUUUCUGCUGCAACUGAAGCAGAGGAUGACUGGCAUACGGCUUACAUCAAUAUCCCGCCCGUUCGGUUUGAAGUGUUCCCACCAGUCAACCCCAAACGCCCAAACCCAUCACGUAUAAACUCGACCAUUACAAGACCGGUGCUGCAGCGAGCUCCAGCAUCGGCUCCACGUCCAAGAGCUAAGAGGCGGCCUACCGGCACCAGGAAGUCGGCCUCGCGACCUAAAGCUAGCGGGACUCGACGGAAGACGGGCGGCACAGGGCGUGGACCCGGACGUUGGCCCAAGGGGACAAAAAAGAGUGACUAUGGGAAUGCUGAUAGUGGUCCGGGACUUCCGCCAUCCUGGCUUCAACGUAAACAAGCUGCUGCUGCCGCUGCCGCUGAGAGAGGCGACGCAGAAAUAGGAGACACAGUUCUGGUCAAGCAGGCGAGGGGCAAAGGCGCGAAAAGUCAGGAGGCCGAGACCUUGGCUACUCGAUUCGAGGUCAAAGACGAUGCCGAGUCGAGCGGUAGCGAUGCCGAGGACAGUGCAGACGACAAAGACGCAGACAUGGUGAUGGGAGAGAACGACGACGAGGAAGAGGAAGACGAGGAUGAGGAUGAGGAUGCGGAAGGGGAAGAUGAGUAGUACAGCUCCUCACCUCCCUGAAUGUUGCUUCGAUCCUAGGCUUUUGUUUUGUUUUGGGACGAUGGGAAUUGUACAGCGAGUUUUCCAUUAGCUAGAGAGCCGGCGUUCUCUUACAUGGUGCUUGAGCAUUAAAUAGCCAAGCUGAAGGGUUUGGCGUUAUCAGGUCUCGUAGGAUUAGAUCGAUACCUCUCUACGCGUGUUAAUAGGCAAUGAAUUGAGACGACGCAGUGUACGAUGGCGAAUUCGUUUGUCUACAUUGUUUUGAUUGAGGCAUGUUUUAGUCAUAGACGAUGGGGUGAAUAUAUAGUUGCCUCCAACAAGAUAUGAAAGACAGUGGGGACCUGAGACGGCCACUAUACAGUAGUAUGCAUUCUCGCAUUCUCGCAUUCUCUCUUACGAAACAGGCAGUCUGCCGUGUGCCUAACAAAUACG
Molecule: messenger RNA, 4421 nt
Organism: Truncatella angustata
Lineage: Eukaryota; Fungi; Ascomycota; Sordariomycetes; Amphisphaeriales; Sporocadaceae
Exons: 3
Coding region: 492-3989 (1165 amino acids)
Biological process (GO): regulation of DNA-templated transcription
Molecular function (GO): histone acetyltransferase activity
Source: RefSeq, a predicted model, not a curated record